AUGGAUUGGACAAUACUCGAGUUUAUGAGCACGAACAAUCGCAGCAGCUGCGGGUACUGCAAAGAUGUGCGAGGGCAGGACGCACCGAAUAGUUCAGAGAAAGUAGGUGAAGAAGCUGAAGGAGAAGAGUCAAGCGGCGAGGAACAACCGGAAGGGAGGAUACAAUCUUCUGUUACUGGCGGUGUAUGGGCUCACAGAAUGCUUGUCGACGACUAUGCUGGCCUUUUGGAUAAGGGCUGGAGAAGAUCCGGAAAAUACCUGUACAAACCGAAUAACAAGGUGACUUGCUGUCCGCAAUACACGAUUCGUCUCGAUGUGACACGAUUCAAAAUGUCGAGAAGUCAGAAGCGAGCGAUGCGACAGAUGAAUGAAUUCCUGGCGAAUGAUAAACGUCCGGUUUGUGGGAUUAAAGAGGAAGAUCCGGUUGAGAAGAAGGAACAACAAGCCGGCGCUUCGUCGUCGUCGACAAAAACUUCUAACAAAAGUUUGGCAUCACCGGAUGCGAAACGAGCUAAACCUGCAGAUAGGCCAGUGCUCAAGAAGAAGGAAAUUCGGAGAGCAAAAUUCGAGGAGAAGUGCAGAAAACGGAAUGUAGAUCCCGAAGCGAUUCGAGCUGAACGUCGUCAGAAAGAUGCUGAUCGCCAGAGAACAGUCCGUUCGUAUAUCGACGAGGCACGCCCAGACUGGAAGCACAAGUUGGAAGUGAAGCUUGUUACUGUUGGAAGUCCAGAAUAUGAGCAGAGACUCGACGAGUCAUAUGAACUGUACAAAAAGUAUCAACAAACUAUUCAUAAGGAUAAAGAACCUCGAUUACCUGGGUGGAGAACGUUUCUCUGUGAUUCGCCGUUGUUGAAAGACACUCACGGAGGAGUAAACUUCGGCGCGUUCCAUAUGUGGUACUUGCUGGAUGAUAAGCUGAUUGCUGUCGGUGUCGUUGAUGUGCUGCCAAGAUGUUUGUCAGCUAAAUACAUGUAUUACGAUCCGGAUUACUCGUUUCUCUCUUUGGGUACUUAUACGGCGUUGAGAGAAAUCGAACAAACGCAACAACUCCAUACUAAAUGGCCUCCUCUCAAAUACUAUUACAUGGGAUUCUACAUUCACUCGUGCCCAAAAAUGAGAUACAAAGCAAAAUUCCGUCCAAGUGAACUCCUCUGUGAUAAGUCGUUCGAGUGGGCUGAUUAUGAGAUUUGUCGUGAACUUCUUGAUAAGGCGGAGGACAAUGGAUAUGUGGAGUUUUGUCCGAAUUCCGAUCGUCCUACUCCUCCUAGACUUGAGAAUCUCUAUGUGAUGGCACCCGGUGGCAUUCAGACAUUUGCAAGUGCUCUGCAAGAGGUCCCGAGUGCAGUUGACAACCAGGAGCUUCGUCGGAACUUUGAAUACGUGGCUGAUCUCGUCGGACCAGAUGUUCCCAACCUUGUAUUCUAUUUUUCGGCGUUGAACCCAGAUGAUUGA
Messenger RNA from Caenorhabditis remanei, 1452 nucleotides. RefSeq lists its product as uncharacterized. The coding region runs from base 1 to 1452 and encodes 483 amino acids. Gene Ontology annotation, biological process: protein arginylation. The record is from RefSeq and is a predicted model, not a curated record. NCBI's taxonomy places the organism in Eukaryota, Metazoa, Nematoda, Chromadorea, Rhabditida, Rhabditidae. Gene Ontology annotation, cellular component: cytoplasm. Gene Ontology annotation, molecular function: arginyl-tRNA--protein transferase activity. The transcript is spliced from 7 exons.